Messenger RNA from Candidozyma duobushaemuli, 2232 nucleotides. Its product is annotated as chromatin modification protein. The transcript has a single exon. The record is from RefSeq and is a predicted model, not a curated record. Bases 1 to 2232 code for a protein of 743 amino acids. Gene Ontology annotation, molecular function: RNA polymerase II general transcription initiation factor activity; protein binding. Gene Ontology annotation, cellular component: transcription factor TFIID complex. Gene Ontology annotation, biological process: transcription initiation at RNA polymerase II promoter. NCBI's taxonomy places the organism in Eukaryota, Fungi, Ascomycota, Pichiomycetes, Serinales, Metschnikowiaceae.
AUGGCCAAUCCUGCCCCGACGGAUCAAAACUCGCUGGCCAAUAGGCCUGCGGCAAAGGGCCAGCAGCAAUUCACACAAGCUGAUCUCAACCGAAUUGUUAUGGAGUACCUCAACAAGAAAGGGUUCCACAAGACAGAGGCCAUGUUCCGUUUGGAAAGUUCCAAUACGGCUACGCCUCUGGCAGGAAUGCCUACUCCAGCCAGCACUUCGUACCCUGGACCGACGGAAAUCUCGCUGGGCUAUCCAACUGGUGGCAAGCAGACCAAGGCUGACAUAGAACUUAGAGAAAUGAGAGAUAAGGUCGCAAGAACCGAAAGGGAAUUAAGGGAUUACAAGGACAAGGGCUCGUACGACCGGAAGGAGGAAGAGCUUCGGCUGUUGAAGGAAGAGGAGGAGAAACAGAAACGGGAGAACGAUCCAGACAUUUACGCUAGAGCGUACUCGAUCCUCAGAAGCUGGGUCGAGACGUCCUUGGACUUGUACAAACCGGAGUUGUCCCGUAUCUUGUACCCACUUUUCGUUCAUUGUUACUUGGAGCUCGUGUCCAAGAAUUUUAUUAAGCACGCCAAAAUAUUUUACGACAAUUUCAAGGACGACCACAUGAUCUUGCAUGGAUUGGAAGUGAAGCAGCUUGCAGGUAUCUCUUUGCCUGAUCACUUGAAGGAAGACCCGUUGGCUCAGGCUUACCGCACCAACAAGUACAGAAUCUUGGUUUCCAAGACGACGAUGAACCUUUUACUAUAUUUCCUCCACGAGAACGAGGCCGUUGGCGGUGCCGUUCUUAUUCGAAUCAUUAACCAGUACCUCAAUCCCAUCAUAUCCACGACUAGACCAGAUAAGGUCACGCAAGAGGGAGAGGCCGAUCCCGCUGAGGGAAUUCCAGGUUACAUCACCAGCACAAACGAGAUCGAGAAGUUCAACGAGCAGCCCGUUCAGCUUGGCAAGCUACCGUUGGAUGAAGAUACGCAAAAAGAGGUUGAGGCCGAGUUGAAGGUGAAGGAUGAAACUACAGAGCCCGUGGACGGCAAGACCCUCGUGAAAGAGUUUGAAGAGCUCAAGGAACCAGACAAAGAUUCACCUGCAGCAGACUCGAUCCCACUACCCUUGAAGGACGCUUCAGACGUUAAAAGAAUGAUUCUCUCCGUGGAGGACUCCCGCUCCAAAAUCAAGUUGGGUGCCCUUCAGGCCAGUGCUCCUUCUGUGUGCAUGUACACUUUUCACAACACGAACAACGACAUGACAUGUCUUGAGUUCAACGAGGACUCCAAUACCGUUGCCGCGGGAUUCCAGGACAGCUUCAUCAAAUUGUGGAGUCUCGACGGGCGCCCUCUCAAAUCGGUAUUCAAGAGAGAUUCGAGCAACAACGAUAACACCAGACGACUUGUCGGCCACAGUGGGCCAGUGUACGGUUUAUCGUUUUCUCCAGACAACAAAUACUUGAUCUCCUCUUCGGAAGACAAGACGGCACGUCUUUGGUCGAUGGACACCUACACCGCCUUGGUUUCUUACAAGGGCCACAAUCAGCCGGUUUGGGAUGUCAAAUUCUCCCCCUUUGGCCACUACUUUGCGACAGCCUCGCACGAUCAAACGGCCCGUCUUUGGGCAACAGACCACAUCUACCCAUUGCGUAUUUUCGCUGGUCACAUUAACGACGUGGACUGCGUUGAAUUCCAUCCAAAUUCCAACUACGUUUUCACAGGCUCCUCAGACAAGACCGCCAGAAUGUGGGAUGUGCAGACCGGUAACGCCGUGCGUAUUUUCAUGGGACACACUGGUGCUGUCAACUGUAUGGCCGUUUCACCCGACGGUAGAUGGGUGGCUACUGCAGGUGAAGACACUGUGAUUAAUAUCUGGGAUGCUGGUUCUGGUCGUCGCUUAAAGAGUAUGAGAGGUCACGGACGUUCCUCUAUUUAUUCUUUGGCAUUCAGUCGCGAUGGUGGUGUUCUUGUCAGUGGUGCAUCUGAUAAUACCGUUAGAGUCUGGGACGUCAAGAGAAACACUAAUGACGCGGGCCCUACACCUGAGCCAUUGAACGGUGAAGGCAUAAACGGCAGCAGCUUGACGUCAUCUUCGGGCAGCGAGGGAAAGAAGCCUGCCGAAAGAGUAAGCAGAAAGGAAAUUGUCGCCACGAGCGACCACAUGACGGCAUACUUUACAAAAAAGACACCCGUGUAUAAGGUACACUUUUCGAGAAGGAACCUUUGUCUUGCUGGAGGCUCGCUUCAGAUCUAA